This is a messenger RNA of Amoebophrya sp. A120, 6996 nucleotides long. NCBI's taxonomy places the organism in Eukaryota, Dinophyceae, Syndiniales, Amoebophryaceae. The record is from the annotation of a GenBank genome assembly.
UUUUGAUUACAAGAAAGUGAUCUGGCGCCACUGUUCCUUUUUGUGAGUUUUAAGGGUUUUUUACGUACACAAGUUCACCCGGCAAGAUGGCGGACAAAAAGCCGACGAAGUCGUCCCUGAAGGACUCCGCGGCGCAGGCGUCGAAGAUGACGCGGAAGCUGAAGGGGCUCCCGGAGGAGGUAUCGACGGCAAGAAACGCGGCGGGGUCGUUGGGAACGAGCAUGCCAGGCAAACUUUUGAUUUUCAACAUUGGUAAAUUUUUGAAGACCACCUACUUGAAGUUUUGCAUAAAGAAAGUUACGUCGUCCACUUGUUGUUAGUUGUAUUAGACUCAAGAAGGGCUCCUGCAGCACAGAUGUUUGUCUGGUGUUAGACCCUAGACUUGUUGUAAAAACAAGCAUCAUUUUACUGUCACCCAACGGCCCAGACACGUUUUGAAUCCAUAGCCGGACGAAGAUGACAACAGCGACCCGCCGACGCCGCGAAAGGAGGAGCUCAAGACCAGCUCUCUUUCCGGCAAUCUGGGUACGGUAGAAAAGAGUGCUAGCGUAGCGUGAAUUUGUCGUGCAAAUGAAGCGUUCGUAAAUGAUUCUGUCAUGCUGGACGUAGAGCUCGAGUAGAAAAUGAAAAACACUACAUGUAUAACUAUGCGACAUUUUAUCAUUUCUGCAUGACAAAUUACCUGCCGUGCGAGCAAGUUUUCGUAGGACACCCCAGCAACUCAUGGAGUCGGAUGGCGAGGACAUUUCGCCCGAGGAAGAGCAUAUCACAAGGAAAAAAACCCUCGUAUCAUGGAAUGUGAAUGCAAAAACAAUAGCGCAAAACUAGUUAAUGUUUGUCACCGCCGAGCCCAAUGUAAGGACACCCUGACCCUCCGGCUCAGAAGACAGGCAAGACAAAUGUAGCUGUGUUUUGAAUAUUCGCAUUUUACAUAGAUUUUUGCUUUUUUCCGUGUGAUAACGCAGCGGCGGCAGGAGGAGGAGGCACGGCAGCAGGAGAUCCGUGACCGGGCCGAGGCCGGGAAAAUCAGCAAGCGGUUCCAGCUAUCAAAUGCAAAAAUGUCUGGGUCUGGAAGAAUGCAAGUUUGUCAUGCUUGUCUGGCAUGACUCGAGAAUCUGUGUUGCAUAGGCACGAAAAGGCCCUCUUACCUGUCAUGCAAAAGCGCAGUUUGCCAUGUGGAAUACGUAAGACAUGGCAGCCAAAAAAAUUUGUCAUGCAUAGCUGCGUAUUGCAGUGCGUCCAUCAUUCACUUUUAGCAUUACAAAAUUCCAGACCCAGACAUAUUUGCAAUCUAUACCAACAGAAACUGCGGUCGCAGGUGAAAGGCCUGAAGUCCCGGGUGAUGCGGCAGCGGCUGCGGUCGCUGAAAAUUCGGGAGGGGUUGCACCUGCAGAUACCGCGGUGCGGGAUCAAGCUGCUGCUGGUGCAGGAAAAGAUGGGCCACUUUACCGAGUACUUCGUGCUAUCAACUGCAAAUAUGUCUGGGCCUGGAAAGAUGGAGCUUGUGAUGCUGCUUUUGCAUUCCAAACAAAUCAGUAUUGCCUGAGCAGCAAGAGAAGUCUAGCUUUUGUCACGCGGACCACGACGCAUUUCUCAUGCGGGAUACACAGGCAUCGAGAUGCACUCAGAAAAUCUGUUAUGCCAGGGAAUACAUCACAGACGUCACGGGUCAUGUAAAAUCUGCGUGGCGAGUUGCAACCUUCCAGACCCAGACAUAUUUGCAAUGCAUACGUGCGUGCGGGCUACGACGUUGUGGACAUGUACAAGAAGUACACCGACGUUGAGAUCGACUUUAUCCUGAACACGGUGGAAAAGCUCAACGAGAUCACCUUCGAGCCCGAUGAUCGCGCUAUCCCGUAGAAAAAAACUGGCGGAGACGGUGACUUUGUGAUGCAUACACAUACGGUAACUAGCGAGGAAAAAGAACUUGUGACGCGCACCAUCAUGCUGGUGGGCUUGAGUACCAAUCCCCCCCUCAUGCGAAAAGACUUCUGCCCGUGGGUUGUUCAACAUUUCCAGGACCUGAAAUGUUACAAAAAUAUGCUGCUAGUGCCACCUUUUUUUCUCUUCGAUUCCGGUCACACUGUACAAGCUGUUUCGGUACCGCUACUUUCUGGCGCCCGGGAUUAGCAAGCCGCUCCGGAAACUGGACGCGAUUCCGCGGAUCGCACUGAACAAGCACUCCGCCCUAUUGAGAGGAAAAAUCCCCCCUCCCCAUAUCAAAAAGAAGUUUCUGAUGCUGGAUUUCAGUACACAAAUCAUAUUUGUAUUGCAGUAGAGGACUGCAGGCAUAUGCCACGCCUGAGCUGCGAUGUUUUGGCGUAGGUUCCUAGCAUGAAAAACGUCGAUGGUGUAGGCCCAAUAGCAUCACAAACCGCCUGCAUAAUGCGGCGGAUUCUUUGGAUUGGCCUGCAUGCAUGACAGACAGGAUUUGUGGUCACAAAUCCGCAUCACAGAUUUUUAGGAGGAGGAGCUUUCAAUAUGGGGAGGGGGGAUUUUUCCUCGCAAUACGCCCGAGCCCCCGACGACGCCGACAUCGACAUGAAAUUCCUGCUAUCAAAUGCAACUAGGUCUGGGUCUGGGAAGUUGUCAGGCUAACAUUGGCAUAUGCAAGACUGAUUGCAGUCGGCAGUCAAUCAGGACAGAGUUGCAUGAGCUGCCCUGUGUUGCAUAACAAGUCAUAUGUAAAACCGCGCUUGUUUUGUAUGACAAAGUAGAAACAGCGCUAUUCGUAUUUAGCGACAUGCAUGAUACAGAGCAUGGGACGAGUUCGGCAGUACAGAGUCAAAGGAAACAAUCUUCCAGACCGAAGCAUGUGUGCAGUUGAUACCUGGAAUCCGACAGAAAACGACAGGUGAAGCGCGUGCCCAUGUUCGACGAACAGGCAGGGAUGCGGAUGGUUCAGCUAGAGAGAUACGAUCGCGAACUCGAUCUGGUUUACGAAAUCAAGGACAUCCAGUAGGGAAGUGAAAAAUUGCAGUUCUUUCGCCCGAAAACAGGUAGCACUUUUUUUGCAUCGACCAGCAAGACAAAUUUAUUCUAAUGCAGAGUGUCGGAGUUGAUUGUGAAUGUGAUGUGACCGUAGUGCUGGAAGCGCAAGACAGAGUUUAUAGAAAAUAAGCCUCUUACUUUAUUGCUUGCCAUCGCGCUUGCGUUGAGUACCUCCACCUCUUCGGGGCAAGGAACGGCGUUUUUGUACGAUUCCAUAUUUGAGUUUGCGCCUUGGAGUUCGAGCACUACGAUCCGAAGUCCCUGUUGAAACGCGACCCGCGAGAGGAGGUCCUUCUGCGCCGCAUGCAUCGGGCGGACCGGAACGUGCUGCGGCGGCUGGACUUCGUCGCUACCCGCGACGACCGGCGGAAGAAAGUGCUGGAGAAUAUCCCAGAAAGAAAAGCUAGCAGGGCGCACUUGUACUGCAAAGAUGAAUAGGCAGAAGAGUGGUCUGUGGGCAUGAACAGGCCCAUAGUUUGUGCCUUCGGCCAUGCGAGACAGAACUUUUCAUGUAUCUAUUUUGGCAUUACACAGGAGCUUCUUGCUUUUUUUUUGUGUGAUAGAGAAUCUACGGUACGGACGGAUCAUCUACUUCUACAUGUUCCUCAUGAUUCUCUUCAUGUCCCUCAUCGCCAACAUCAACACGUUGGGCAUCGCGGGCGCGUUCACCGCCAUGAUAGAAACAACGUCUUUCGUCUCGGCGCUCGCUAUGUACCUCGGCUUUCUGUUCAUCUACCGCAUCCUAUGACGUGAAAUAGCACGGCUCUCUUACUCUUUCUCGCGCAUCUGUCCGGAGUUGCGGGUCAAAGAUUAUCCUACUCUGCAUGACAAGCUGUGGCAUCAGAGAUAACAUUGCAGGAUGAAUGUUCUAUGCAUAGAUAACGACUACUUGAUGUCAUGCAGCUAUGCUUUCUACUGCAGCUUGCAAACUCCCCUCUUGUUGACACGCCGAUGGCUCGAGGAGAAAAUCGCGCCCUCUCAUAGACCGCCUUCUACUUUAAAGAGGGUCUUGACACGUACAAGUUGCGGAAAAUGCUCUUUGUCGUGAAGCGGUUCCGGUCGCGAUUGCUCAAAUUCCGGGACAAAACCGAAAAGGAGCGGCUGGAGCGGUUUGACAACGUGCUGGCUUCCAUCGACGAGUUUUUUCUGCAGCGCGGGCGCGAGCAGGCCGAGGCCGAGCAGCGCGCGCGCGACGAGGCGCUGCUGCAGAAGACGCUGUCCGAGGUAUCAAAAUGAAAAAUCCCCCCUCCCCAUACCGAAAGGGAGAUUUGUGUAGCAUGAUUUGUGACCACAAAUCACGUUGUCAUGCUAGUCGGGAAGAGAUGCGGAUUGUAGUGCUGGCUGGCGUAGGAAAGCCUUGCGCCUUUAGCAUGACAGAAAGCAACUGGAAACGGAAAACAGCAUGACAAAUUGCCUGCGAACGAGGGAGCAGCUGCGUCUCUUGGCCUUCUAGCAAUACAAAUCGAUUUGUGUACUCAAAUACAGCAACACAAAUUUCGUUUUGGAUAUGGGGAGGGGGGAUUUUUCCUCACAAUACGAGGGAUUGACCUUCGACUCCUGGUUUGAGCAGAAGUCCAAGAUGCUCCUCCUGGGCGGUUAUCAAUUGCAAAAGUGUCUGGGUCGGGAAGAGUACAAACUUGUGAUGCGCAUUUCAGAACACAGAAAAAUCUCCCAUGCAUAGGCAGCAAAAGCUGUCUACUUUCUGUCACCAAAUUGGGGGAUUUGUGAUGCGGAUUCGGCAUUGCGGAAGCUUCUGGAAACCUGUGAUGCUAGAGCUUCCAUGCCAGACCUUCUGCGUCAUGCAAAAACAGCAUGACCCCUCCAGAUCCAGACAUUUUUGCAGUUGAUAGGGGUCUGCGCUACGUGGCCGCGUCCAACAAAGAGUCCGAAAAGGUGAUGCCCCCGCCCGCUAACUACCGCCCGGAUUUCCCGGACGGCGAUCGCGACGCGAAAAUCAUGGCCAAGGAGCAGUUCUACCAGAAUGUUACCAGGGGCCGCCUCAUGCCGAUUCAGACCAUUGGUACAACUGAAUUGUUCAUGUGAAAUAAACGUGAUAUGAUUGAAUUUUCGGCGCUAAAAUGGGUUUAGUUCUUUACUACAUGGGACUAUAUGAGAAGAUGCCUGACCCUUCGGAAGUACUUUUGCCGUGCCGUUGUACCAAGGAGUUUGAGAAGAAAGGCAGUACAACAACAUUGUCAGUUUGCAAGUGCAGCAAUACACAAGUGAAAGUGUUGAUCAUACAUAAGACUCAUUUAUUCCCACAGACAAUUACCCCGGCGGCAGUCUUCGCGCUAUCCAAGAUACCAGUCGCAGUCCAAAGCGAAGAAUACAGGACCAGGACGAAGAUUCUAACGAGCGCUCGCUACGCACUGCAAAUAAUCCUCGGCGAAGCUGUUACCACUGUAGCGACGUGUUGUACAACUAGAUUCAUUCUUGAUGCGCGACAAGAAAGAUCUUCCCAUUCGAACUGGGAAAUGAGCAAGCGAUAUUUGUUGAUGAAUAGUACGACCAUGUCGACGUUGAAGAAAAAUUCCUCUUUAUGCAAGUUGCUAUACCGCGUUGUAAAUAAGUUCCGUACUACAACUUCAACUUGGACAUUUUGCAGUGUAUAGUUGCAGCUUCUCGACCAGUCUUCCAGCUCCCUCGGGGCCAGCUCGCAGCUCUCCCGGUCCCAGUUAUCGCAGUCCGGAGCCCUGGGCCAGUCGGCCACGUCGUCGCAGGCGCGGACCGGGAGUCGCACGGCGGCGGGGUCGAGAUCCUCGAAAACGCAGGGUCCCGUGCAGAUCUCGCAGGCCCCGGAGGCGCCGUUCGGGCAGGGAAGCACGGCACACGUGGUGAACGUGAACGAUCUAUCAAAAUGAAAAAUCCCCCCUCCCCAUAUCAAAACCGAGAUCUGUGAUGGGGGAUGUGUGUACACAAAUCCAAUCUGUCUAGCACUAGAGGACUGCAGGCGGAUGCAGCGCCUGAGUAGGGGCGUUUUGCUGUAGGCACCUAGCAAGGCAGGCGUAUCCUCUGUAAGCGAUACAGCGUUACAAAGUGCCUGCGAAACGCGGCUGAUUCUCUGGCUUUGCCCUCUUGCAAUACAGGAACGAUUUGUGGUCACAAAUCAGCACCGCAAAUUUUCAGUAGUGCCCCUUUUUGGUAUGGGGAGGGGGGAUUUCUCCUUACGAUACGAUCCGCAGCGGAUGCGCGGGCUGCUCGGCGAGGCCGAAACGCUGGAGCAGGAGGUUUUGAGCAAUUUUCCGCCCCGCGCACCCUUGCUAUCAAAUGCAAAAAUGUCUGGGUCUGGAAUGUUGCCGGGUUUGUCAUGCGUAGUUUGCUUGAUCCAGGAUGUCUGUAAUGCACGACCUAGCAUCACAGAUUUUUAGAGGGCUUCCUGCUGCCUACUCCGCAUGACAAAUGCCCUCCCCGCGUAGCACAAAAUAGACUCCUCUUGCUGGUCAUGCAAUACAGAUGUUUUUAGAGUCCAGAGCUAGCAUCACAAGUUCCAACCUUCCAGACCCAGACAUUUUUGCAUUUGAUACUUGCAGGGACCCAACAAUACGGAGUUCACCCUGACCAGCAGCCAGCCGAUGAGCUCGGGCGCGGGGGGCGCGGCGUCUUCCUCCAGCGGCAACAAUGACGUGACGGGCGGUGGUCUUUCCGCGGCCUCCAAUACCAACCAGCAGAGCGCGAGUGUGAUCGACAUGACCGGGGUCGUCCCCCCGCCCACGACGAUAGGGAACGUGGAAAGUAGUGGUGGGGCGGCGGGGUCCGGGAGCGAGAGCGCCGCGAACCGACGGUCGACAUCGAACACAGGCGGGCCACCGGGGAACGACCCGGACGACGUUUGAGGGUGGAGGUGAGAGAACUACUGCCACCAGCUCCUGCAAAGACGGAAAUACAGUAAGAACCUCGUUCUUGGAGAUGUGAUGCUCCGAACCAAACCGAACAGAUUCAGUUUAGGCCAUAAUACAGCAGGUGCUGAAACAAAGCGAUAAGACUUCGAGCCUUUUUGACUACGUG